AUGCGUGACACGACUUACCUUGAUUUCCGCCUCUACAAGGACCUGCAACAUAAAUCUCGGACCAAAAGCAGGAUUGUAUGCCUUGACUACCCCCACAACCAGCCAUGGCAGGCAGAAGUAGAGCCGGUUUCAGCGUCGGAGUACGACCUUGUCCAUCUCGUUAAAGCUAUUGAGCCGUCUACUACACGAGUGCUCUUUGUUGAGAAUGCCACCACUGCGAUAGUCAACGUCCUGGGUCGAUCUCUAUAUAUUGAUCCACUCUUCUUUGCUGACCAUUUCCACACUCCUCCCCAAGACGCCCCGGACGCCUACGAAACCCCGCUCCAUCCUUUACACUCAGCUCUGCCACCCCGUCUCACAACAAGAAGCCAAGCUCAUGUUCACUACUAUCACCCUGUAGCAUUCAAAACCACGGAUCGCUACGCCGGGGCGCCUCACACGUUGCAGACACGCUCCAACCAUCCUCGAAAUGUCCAGAGGCUGGCAGGUAGAGAUAUUGCUGUUGCUCAUGGGUGCUGCUCCUUCAUCGUCAAAGCCGUCGGGACUUCUAGAAUCUGCUUAUUCCUAGUCGAUCCCCCAAUUUACUCCGUCCAGGAGCCGGGGACGAAAAGGUCAUGGCAAGUCCAAGCUUUGCCCUGUGACUUCGGAGAUUUCCCAUCGCCGCCUUCAUUUUCUUGUUUCUCCCAAGGCAAAGGAAAGGAGUGCCGAGAUAGAACCUCAAUGCUGGAUAGCAUUAUCCAGUACCUUGGACAGCAACCUCCACCUGAGUUUCAUGCCAGCUCACCGAUACACCUCAAUCCAGGAUAUUUUCUUAUCCGCAUUGUCCUUGCCGAGUGGGCCUUUUAUACUUACCUCACAUUUCGAUACGUAAAGUACUACGACUAUCUCAUUCGCAACAAUGUUGAGGAGUCGCUGCAGUGCGAAGAUCUAAUCGGCCUUCAACGCUGGCAACGGCAUAACAAAGUCAGCCAAUAUCGACUGGUUGUGCUUGCCGAGGUCAUUACCUCACAUAUGCCAGACGGAGGCGAGAAGGGCCCUUGGGAACUACUUCUCAAAGACACUAACUGGUUCCGGGAGCAACUGCAUGACUACUGCCAGUCGCUCGACCGGACGUUCACGGUACUCGAGUCGAUAAUGAAUCUAUCAGAGUCACGACGUCCUAUCGACCAGGCUGCCAACAUAAAACGCUUGACCUAUUUGGCCCUGGUUUUUUUACCCUUGAGUCUUGCGUCAACUCUUUUCGGCAUGAACAUAUCUACUUGA
This is a messenger RNA of Fusarium vanettenii 77-13-4, 1263 nucleotides long. RefSeq lists its product as uncharacterized. Gene Ontology annotation, cellular component: membrane. The coding region runs from base 1 to 1263 and encodes 420 amino acids. Gene Ontology annotation, biological process: metal ion transport; transmembrane transport. The transcript has 2 exons. Lineage: Eukaryota; Fungi; Ascomycota; Sordariomycetes; Hypocreales; Nectriaceae. Gene Ontology annotation, molecular function: metal ion transmembrane transporter activity. The record is from RefSeq and is a predicted model, not a curated record.